CAGCCCAGAAGAUUCCCAAGGAGAUUCCCUGCCCAGGACGGCGAGACAAAGGCUCCUGCCAUGAAGCUGCUCCUCGGCCUCCUGCUCUCCCUGCUCUACACUGCUACCAAGCCAUUGCCACGUCCGGGCGGGCGCCCGUGUCCCCUGGGGCACUUCCCCUGCGGCGACCUCCCCGUCUGCCUGCCCCAGGCCCUGCACUGCAAUGGGGUGCGGGACUGCGACAACGGCGCCGACGAGGACAACUGUGUGGACGCCAGUGGCUGGCUGCACAUCCUGGGGGACAUGCUGGCCACGCGCAGCAGCAGAGCCCCAGUGCGCACGGAGCCACACGCCUGCCGUAAGCCCCGUCUCCCCCGUGCCAUCACAUCCCUGCUGGACGCCACUGCCGAGCGCCGCCGAUGCCGGAGCCCAGCGCGUCCUAACCCCGUCCCUGCAGGGCUGGAGCGCGUCCCGGAGCGCUGUCGCUGCCGGGGCAGUGCCGUGGACUGCACGGGCCAGGGCCUCCGUGCGGUCCCAGCAGCCUCCCCCAAUGCCACCCAGAUGGACCUGAAGGAGAAUAGGAUCCAUUCCCUGAUGGAUCACCAGUUUGCCACGUACAGGAGCCUGCAGAAGCUGUUCUUACAGAACAACCAGAUCCGCUCGCUCUCGGCCAGGGCCUUCACUGGCCUUUCCCAGCUCAAGACGCUGAUGCUCGACAACAACCGCAUCAUCCGCGUGGCCCCCGGUGCCUUCACGGGGCUGACGUAGCUCUACUUCUUGAUCCUGCGCAGGAACAAGCUCAGGUGGCUCCAGGAUGGCACCUUCUCCCAGCUGCGCGGGCUGCUGGAGCUGGACCUGUCGGCCAACAGCCUGGUCGAGCUGCCACCCUCCGUGUUCCGCGGCCUGGCGGGGCUGCAGCAGCUGAACAUCUCCUACAACCCCUUGAAGCAGAUCCUCCCCGGGCAGUUCGAGGGCCUGGCCCAGCUGCGCUCCCUGAGCCUCGAGGGGCUGGACAUCCCCAACAUCGGCAACAUGACCCUGCGCAGCCUGGCCAACCUCUCGCACAUCUACUUCCAGCGGUUCCAGUACUGCAGCCACGCGCCCCACGUGCGCAGCUGCAAGCCCAACACCGACGGCAUCUCGUCCUUCGAGCACCUCCUGGCCAGCAUCGUCCUGCGCGUCUGCGUCUGGGUCAUGGCCUGCGUCACCUGCUUCGGGAACCUCCUCGUCAUUGGCAUGCGCUGCUGCGUGGCCCCCGCCAACACUUUUCCCUGAGCGCCCCUUGCCCCCGUCACAGGUGCCGACUGCCUCAUGGGCAUCUACCUCUUCAUCAUCGGCGCAUUCGACCUCAAGUACUCGGGCGAGUACAACAAGCACGCGCAGGCCUGGAUGGGCAGCCUCGAGUGCCAGCUCGUGGGCAGCCUGGCCAUGCUCUCCUCCGAGGUGUCCGUGCUGCUGCUCACCUACGUGACCCUGGAGAAAUACCUCUCCAUCGUGUUCCCCUUCGGCCACUACCAAGCGGGCCGCAGGCAGACGGUCUGCACGCUGGCGGGCAUCUGGCUGCUGGGCUUGUGCCUCAGCGCCGUGCCCUUGUGCUGCAAGGAGUCCUUCGGGAACUACUACGGGCGGAACGGGGUGUGCUUCCCGCUGCAGUCCGACGGCAGCGAGCGGCCCCGCGCACGGGGCUACUCCACGGGCAUCUACCUGGGUUUGAACCUCGUGGCGUUUGUCACCAUCGUGUUCGCCUACGCCAGCAUGUUCUACUCCAUCCACGUCUCGGCAGCGCGAACAGCAGAGCCGAGCGCCUGCUCCCAGGAGGUGGCCGUCGCCAAGCGCUUCUUCUUCAUCGUCCUCACCGACGCUCUCUGCUGGAUCCCCAUCUUCCUGCUCAAGCUGCUUUCCCUGCUACAGGUGGAAAUCCCAGGGACCGUCACCUCGUGGGUGGUCAUUUUCAUCCUGCCCAUCAACAGUGCCCUGAACCCCAUCCUCUACACCAUCACCACCAGCUCCUUCCAGGAAAGGCUGAAGCGGCGCCUGCAGAGCAAGUGGCCGUGGGAGACGCGCGGGAGCUUUGCCGGUAGCGCUUGA
This is a messenger RNA of Tinamus guttatus (white-throated tinamou), 2067 nucleotides long. The record is from RefSeq and is a predicted model, not a curated record. NCBI's taxonomy places the organism in Eukaryota, Metazoa, Chordata, Aves, Tinamiformes, Tinamidae.